Molecule: messenger RNA, 1374 nt
Organism: Pestalotiopsis fici W106-1
Lineage: Eukaryota; Fungi; Ascomycota; Sordariomycetes; Amphisphaeriales; Sporocadaceae
Exons: 4
Coding region: 1-1374 (457 amino acids)
Source: RefSeq, a predicted model, not a curated record
AUGGCUAUCUUUGUUGAUCUCGACGACGACGACGAAUCACCUUCCCUGCAGCAGGGACAUCAUGUAUAUAAUCAUCCAGUGCAACCGCUAGGUGUACCCCAAUGGGACGGCCGGCGAGUUGCCAAUGAUGCUCCUAUUCCACGUGUCGAGCAGUGUCUGGACACGAAGCGGCAGGACAAGAAUGAGCUCUCUAGCAGCACCACCAACGACCCGGCCACAAGCCAGAUUAUCUUCAGGAAUGCAAUGACAGAGGCUCUCGGAUGCUAUCCAGUCGCGAUGGCUAUUGCUUCAUCUCUUGACCUCAUUUCACUCGACAAUCUAUCCCGGACCUGCCGUCAGAUCCACGCAUCGCUUCUGCAGUACCGCACACCCCUCAAGUCGCAUACUCUCCACUGCGAGUUCGAGGACGUCGAGUUAGACCCCGAUGAUACCCUCCGAUACCGUGCCAGAGCCGGCAACUGGUUCUACAUGGAAGACAUGGGGAAUUCCAGCAGUAACUACAACGGCAAGAGCGGGCAAUGCGCUAGGGAUAUGGUGGCAGAAUGCCGACGCUGUGCUCGCGUUGUGUGUAGGAAUUGUGCUAUCAAGCCACCAGCUCCGAUAGUACUCCGAGACAGACAUCGGCGCCUCUGCGUUCGUUGCACCAAAGCGCCGCUCGGCGCUCUUACAAAACCUCCCUUGCAAGCAACCACACCUAUCGAUGCAGAUAUCAUGAAGCGAGUAGUAUGCACAUGCCAAAGUGAAGGUGUUUGGCUCUGUCAGCCCUGCGGUAGAAGCAUUCGCGGUGCAGACAGUGACUAUCAGUCAAUAUGGCGCUGGCGGAAUCAAUAUGGCGACAUCAUUGGCGGUGUGGGAACAGGAAUUGGCGAUGGCGAUCGUGGAGUAAUCUGCGGCCGGGAAGCUGAAUGCUGCGGCGGCAAAGAACGUGAGCAUGAGACCGACUGUGAUGCCGCGGAUGCGCGAGAGCACGUUCUGUCCAAUCCAGGCACACCGCCGCCAGCAAACCCGCAUCCCUUCCAGUCACAAAUGACCAACAACGAUACGCUGAGUCCCAUGCCCUCACCCUCAUCAUCACCUGGCUCUCAUCGUACCCCGACUCCACCACAUCUCGGGCCUGGGUAUUUCCGCCACGAGAUUGAGGGCAUUGGAGGCGUGGUCAAGACGAAGAGACUUAGUAUGAUUCGAGUGGGAGCCUGUGUGCCAGAAUAUGAGGAUGAAAAGCAUCGAGGAGAAAUCCUGGGAAGAGAGGUUUCCGGCCAGGUAAGGAGUUGGUGUGGCUGGUGCUGGAGAGUCAUCCCAGGCAAGAAGGAUUAUGAGAAAGGAACAGAGAGAAUGGGGAAAAGCAGGACGCCCACUAUCAAGGCUGAUGCUUAA